AUGGAGGCACCGGCCCGUCCUCAAUCGAAAAGGCUCUCUAGGCCGAAGAUAACGCUGCAAAUUCCAGACGCGUCUAUGGCUUUUCCCGUUCGGGGCCCGCAGACGGCUUCCUCGAUUUACAGGGCCAGCCCGAGGCUAUAUGCAAAGGCGCCCACAACUCCGGGGUCGCAUAUCUCCGACCCCCUUGGGAACCCGUACGUCAACCCCUUCGUCCAUAUGUACCAUAGCAAAGCGUCAGAGUUUAUGUUCAAACAGUUUGAGGGCUUCAAAGACUUUACAAUGAACACGGCGAAGAGUGGCCUAAGUGUCGGUGAGAAAACAGCUUUCUGGUUCUACAACAAGUUGAAACUACUCUCCAAAAAGUGGUUCACCCAUUUCUUCUUGACUUUAUGCUUAGCGUUGUACAGUCUUAUUGGUGCGGCUGUAUUUGCAGCUUUAGAAGGUAAG
Molecule: messenger RNA, 447 nt
Organism: Iphiclides podalirius (scarce swallowtail)
Lineage: Eukaryota; Metazoa; Arthropoda; Insecta; Lepidoptera; Papilionidae
Source: the annotation of a GenBank genome assembly